This is a messenger RNA of Nasonia vitripennis (jewel wasp), 3226 nucleotides long. RefSeq names its product AP-1 complex subunit beta-1 (gene AP-1-2beta). The record is from RefSeq and is a predicted model, not a curated record. Gene Ontology annotation, cellular component: membrane coat; clathrin adaptor complex. The coding region runs from base 237 to 3029 and encodes 930 amino acids. Lineage: Eukaryota; Metazoa; Arthropoda; Insecta; Hymenoptera; Pteromalidae. Gene Ontology annotation, biological process: intracellular protein transport; vesicle-mediated transport. The transcript has 11 exons. Gene Ontology annotation, molecular function: clathrin binding.
CGCCGACGGGGCAGAGGGGGCGUACAUCAGAGGAGGACCUGUCAUUUCUUUAGAGCGAGUAGAGCUCGCGCAAACCGAGGCUUCCCUUGUCGUCUGUGUAUACUGUCUAGGCGGCUCAGGUGAUAAUCAUCAAAGUGUUUCAGUAUUAUUUACAAACGCGCGACCGACAGCUGAACGAGAGAUUAUUAUUUCUAGAGCAUUGAUCCAAACGGCCCUGCUGUCUCUAUACGUCAAAAAUGACCGACUCUAAGUAUUUCACCACCACUAAGAAAGGAGAGAUAUUUGAAUUAAAGUCGGAGCUGAACAAUGACAAAAAAGAGAAAAAGAAGGAAGCUGUCAAAAAGGUCAUUGCAUCUAUGACAGUUGGCAAAGAUGUUUCAGCACUCUUCCCAGAUGUAGUGAAUUGCAUGCAGACAGAUAAUCUAGAAUUGAAGAAAUUGGUGUACCUUUAUCUUAUGAACUAUGCAAAAAGCCAGCCAGAUAUGGCUAUUAUGGCCGUCAAUACAUUUGUCAAGGAGCUAGCAACAUCUCCGAUGACUAAGGACUGCGAGGAUCCGAACCCCCUGAUUCGCGCGCUAGCCGUUCGCACCAUGGGAUGCAUUAGGGUCGACAAGAUCACGGAAUAUCUGUGCGAACCACUGCGCAAAUGUUUGAAAGACGAAGAUCCUUAUGUGCGCAAGACAGCAGCCGUGUGCGUAGCCAAGCUUUAUGACAUUAAUGCAGGUCUGGUCGAGGACCAGGGCUUUCUGGACCAGCUCAAGGAUCUCCUCUCCGACAGUAAUCCUAUGGUGGUAGCGAAUGCGGUAGCAGCUUUAUCCGAGAUCAACGAGUCGAGCCCAAGUGGACAGCCUCUGGUGGAGAUGAACGCACAGACCAUCAACAAGCUCCUCACAGCUCUGAACGAGUGCACGGAGUGGGGCCAAGUGUUCAUUCUAGACUCGCUCGCGAAUUACUCUCCUAAGGACGAUCGAGAGGCCCAGAGUAUCUGCGAGAGAAUCACACCUCGUCUGGCGCACGCCAACGCCGCCGUCGUCCUAUCAGCUGUCAAAGUACUCAUGAAAUUGAUGGAGAUGCUGCAGUCAGAGUCGGAUUUCGUGGGAACACUCACGAAAAAGCUGGCACCGCCACUCGUCACAUUGCUCAGCUCCGAGCCGGAGGUACAGUACGUCGCAUUGAGGAACAUCAACCUGAUUGUCCAGAAGAGGCCGGAUAUCCUGAAACACGAGAUGAAGGUGUUCUUCGUCAAGUACAACGACCCCAUCUACGUCAAGCUCGAGAAGCUGGAUAUCAUGAUCAGACUGGCAUCGCAGGCGAACAUCGCACAGGUUUUGUCGGAAUUGAAGGAGUACGCCACGGAGGUGGACGUUGACUUUGUGAGGAAGGCCGUCAGGGCGAUUGGUCGUUGUGCCAUCAAGGUGGAACCUUCUGCAGAGAGAUGCGUGUCAACGCUGUUGGAUCUUAUUCAGACCAAGGUAAAUUACGUAGUGCAAGAGGCCAUCGUCGUGAUCAAGGACAUCUUCCGCAAAUAUCCCAACAAGUACGAGAGCAUAAUCUCGACGCUCUGCGAGAACCUCGACACUCUUGAUGAACCUGAGGCACGAGCCUCCAUGAUCUGGAUCAUCGGCGAGUACGCUGAGCGUAUCGACAACGCGGACGAGCUUCUCGAGAGCUUCUUGGAGGGCUUCCACGACGAGAAUACUCAGGUGCAGCUACAGCUGCUUACCGCCAUCGUCAAGCUCUUCCUCAAGAGGCCCACCGACACACAAGAGCUCGUGCAGCAGGUCCUCAGUCUCGCCACUCAAGACUCCGACAAUCCGGAUCUGAGAGACAGAGGAUUCAUCUACUGGAGACUGUUGAGUACCGAUCCGGCAGCAGCCAAGGAGGUCGUGCUCGCUGAGAAGCCGCUUAUUUCAGAGGAGACAGAUCUGUUGGAGCCAACUUUGCUGGACGAGCUCAUCUGUCACAUCUCGAGCUUGGCUUCGGUGUACCACAAGCCGCCGACGGCGUUUGUUGAGGGCAGAGCAGCUGGAGCCAGAAAAUCACUGCCGGCUAGGAGUAACUCUAACGAUGACCCGGCGUCCAGAUCGCAACCGCAGGCACAGGUCAUUCCUGCACAGGACUCGCUUAUCGGAGAUCUGCUCAGUAUGGAUAUCGGUGGACCAUCCCUGGUAACGCCAACACCACCACCUUCCACAGGACUCGGUCUGGAUCUGUUGAGCAGUGGUCUCGACGGUAUUCUAGGAGGUCCCGAAACUACCGCCCCACCUGCCGUGUCACAGACAACAACCGGACUGCUAGGAGAUAUCUUCGGUUUCACUCAGGGCACGACGUCCUAUGUAGCACCAAAGGUUAAUUGGUUACCAGCGGAGAAAGGAAAGGGCUUCGACAUUUGGGGAACGUUUUCAAGAAAGAAUGGUCAGAUAAACAUGGAUAUGACGUUUACGAACAAGGCAAUGCAGCCAAUGGGAGGUUUCGCCAUUCAAUUAAAUAAAAAUAGCUUUGGUUUGGCACCUGCGGUACCCCUACAAGUUCCAGCUCCAUUGAAUCCCGGUCAGAGCAUAGAGGCAUCGGUGGUAUUGUCUACUGUGGGCGCGGUACAACGGAUGGAACCCCUCAACAAUCUCCAAGUUGCAAUUAAGAACAAUAUCGAUGUCUUCUAUUUUGCCUGCAUAGUUCCCAUGAAUGUUUACUUCACCGAAGAUGGACAAUUAGACAAGAGGGUAUUCCUAUCAACAUGGAAAGAUAUUCCAGCUCAAAAUGAAGUUCAAUAUACCUUAUCUGGAAUUAUGUUGACGACGGACCAAGUAGUAUCGAAAAUGCAGCAGAAUAAUGUAUUCACAAUAGCCAAGAGGAAUGUUGAAGGUCAAGACAUGCUGUACCAGUCACUGAAGCUUACCAAUAAUGUAUGGGUGCUCGUUGAAUUGAAAAUUCAGCCAGGAAAUCCAGAUAUUUUGUUAUCGUUAAAAUCAAGAACUGUGGAAGUGGCAUCUGCAAUCUUUCAAGCAUACAAUGCUAUUUUAUAUUCAUAAAUUUAUAAUCAUUCCAUUAUAUUUCAAGUUUUGUGUACAUUUGUUGAUUAUGACAUUAUCUAGUGUUGGUGCCUGACGAGAACAAAAAUUUUUAGGAACGCGUAUUGCAAGUUGUAAAAUUCAAUUUUAAUAAUUUUCAUGAAAAAAAGUAUAAUUAUUGAGGCAUCCAAAUGCAAGAUAUAUAUGUAUAAAAUAUA